Messenger RNA from Exophiala dermatitidis NIH/UT8656, 189 nucleotides. RefSeq lists its product as uncharacterized. NCBI's taxonomy places the organism in Eukaryota, Fungi, Ascomycota, Eurotiomycetes, Chaetothyriales, Herpotrichiellaceae. The record is from RefSeq and is a predicted model, not a curated record. Gene Ontology annotation, biological process: outer mitochondrial membrane organization. The coding region runs from base 1 to 189 and encodes 62 amino acids. The transcript has 2 exons.
AUGGCUCUUCCAAACCUUCGCCGGCUUUUCGUCGAGGCGCGUACCGAGGCCGAGGAGAACGAGUACUCUCGUAAUGCGUUCUACAACCUCGUCUUGUUCAUUUCAUCCGUUGCGGUCUUCAGUCUCGUGGCUCAGAGGAUGAGUGCCAAUGGCAGUGGUGGCUCGAGUCCGAUCAAGAUGAUCAGAUAG